Messenger RNA from Bathycoccus prasinos, 1536 nucleotides. RefSeq names its product aminotransferase, DegT/DnrJ/EryC1/StrS family protein. Bases 1 to 1536 code for a protein of 511 amino acids. The record is from RefSeq and is a predicted model, not a curated record. The transcript has a single exon. Lineage: Eukaryota; Viridiplantae; Chlorophyta; Mamiellophyceae; Mamiellales; Bathycoccaceae. Gene Ontology annotation, biological process: polysaccharide biosynthetic process. Gene Ontology annotation, molecular function: pyridoxal phosphate binding; transaminase activity.
AUGUCUUUCGCGUCCUCGCAUUUGUACGGUCGCUUUUUGAAGUAUAAGGUGAAGCAAAGAUGUUCUUUUUCUGAUGAUGUCAAGACGACGCUUCGACGAAAAGUCGUGAACAACGUCGCUGCUGCUGCGACGACCACCACCACCGAUCGGGAUGAUGGUAUCAUCGGGAUCAGGAGACAAAGAAGAAGAGGUGGGUUAAUUGCCACGAAGUACGCGUUGGCGGAAAACGGCGUUCUCGAUGGGAGCGACGAGCUCUCCGUGAAUACCAACCCGAACCAGUGGACGUCCAUCGAGUCCGGCACGGUGCAGAAAGCUGGUUUCGUCAAGCCGGAGAAGUUUACGAAAGAUUUUUCGAAACCGAUGUCUAUUCCAACUGAAGGAAUUGAAGCGGCGAUUCGAGUGAUGGAAUCUGGGCGUGUUUUUCGAUACUGCGCGACGUCGGCGGAGACGAGUGAGGUCGCGCAAGCGGAGGACCAGUUCGCGGAGAUGGUUGGUCAAAAAUACGCAAUCGGGGUGAACUCGUGCUCGAGCGCGAUUUUUAUCGCCAUGUUAGCCACUGGAGUGGAACAAGGGGAUAAAGUUUUGACCAACGGGUUUACUUUUACCGCGCUGCCGAGUUGUAUUUUAAGAAUAGGGUGCGAACCGGUCUUGGUGGAAUGCACGGAGAACUUUACGAUGGAUUUGGAUGAUUUGGACAAGAAGGCGGGCGAAUCCGGCGCGAAGGUUUUGUUGAUGUCGCACAUGCGAGGAAAGGUGUGUGAUAUGGAUAAAGUGGUUGCUAUUUGCGAGAAGCACGGGAUGAAGUUGAUCGAAGAUUGCGCGCACGGGUGUGGGGUGAGAUACAAAGGAAGACAGUUGGGCUAUCACGGGGUCGUCACGGCGUACUCGACACAAUCCGAUAAGGUGAUCAACUCCGGCGAAGGUGGGUUUAUCACCACGGACGACGACGAUAUCGCGGCGAGAUGUUUGUACAUGUCUGGAUGUUACGAGAGAAGGUACAGCAAGCACGCGCGCAUGCCACCGCAGGAGUUGUGCGAGAAGUACAUGUUGACUAUGCCGAACUUGUCCAGUCGCAUGAACGAAGUUACCGCCGCGAUGAUGCGCCCUUUAAUUGCCAACUUGUACUCGGAACGUUUGCCGAGAUACAUGGAAAGAUGGUUGUUGAUCACUUCCGUCAUCGAUUUGAUGGCUGGUGAGUACGUCAGCGUCCCAACCAGUGGCCCGAACGUGGAAGAUGUUGGGGACCAUUUGAACUUCACUUUGAAGAACGUCACGGAGGAAGAAAACGCCAAGUUUCGAGAGAUUACCACCGAACUCGGUGUGAACUUAGGCUGGUUCACCUCCUCCGUUAACGCCCGCUUUCACAAAAACUGGGAGAAGUACGGCACACCGAAGUACGAUUUACCGCAAACGGAUAAAGUUUUGGAAUAUUCGUACGAUAUGAAGAUGCCGCCGGAUUUCGAAACGGAAGAUUUUCAACACAUUGGACACGUCAUCAGUUACGCGGUGAACAAAGCCAAAGGGUUGUGCGCGUAA